AUGGAAGUGAGUUGCGGUCCGCAGUUCAUCUACGACCUUGCCGACCCUUGUUCUUUCUUGCUCGCCAUGUCGAAAGAGAUUCUGGGGCCGCUACACAAUGCGACGGCGGGCGAGGUGAUGGAGUUUCUCGACGCGCUUGCGCUGCAGAUCUACCCUCGUGGCUACUGGGGGCUGACGUGGACUACGAGCUGCCUGAACCUCGUCAGUCUGAUGGGUGUCGUACUGGCGAUGCUGCUGUACGGACAUCGCCGCACGCCGCUGUGGUUUGUCAAGCUCGAAAAGCGUACCUACACCGUGCGCAUCCGUACGCCCACCAACACGCCGAUAUGGCAUCGCAUCUCGAGGCUCUUCCAAACACCGCCUGGAAAAGAGGAGACGCGCGUGGGAAAGUUCAUCACGGCGUCGUGCAUCAACUGCCACCUGGUGUUUUCGGAAGUAUACGUGCUGUCGCUCUUCAUCAAGACGGUGGUGUCGUACACAUCACGCGGGGCAGCGGAUGCUGCGCCAGUGCUGAGCCCCGAGGUGUGGCACAUCUUUAUGAUCGCCUUUAUCUUUUCCACGGCGUACUUUUCGACACUCGGGUAUGUGGCGGUGCUGGCGCCGAACACGCGGCCCGUGGUGUGGAAUGGGUGCGUGGCCGGGAUUUAUGCGAGCAUCUUUGUGUAUGCGCUGGCGUGCUUUGUGGGGAGCGCGUGCUGCGCGGUACGGAUCGAUGCACUGCGCAGGGCGGUGUACGAUCAUCUGUGCGUCGGUGCAGGCCUGCGUGGCUGGAAAGGACCGGGAAGGUUCGAUCCAGCUGCGAGGGCGGAUACGGAAUCGCUGGUGCUGAUGGCAAGGACGUUUGCCGAGGCAGAGCAGAGGAGGAGGUGGUUACUCAAGAUAUACAGCCUCAUUGCCGCCUGCGGGGUGAUGCUGGCAGUCCUCUACCUGGUCACUCUGGCGAUGCUUACGAGGAAGAUCGCUGCUGAGCUAGUACGUAUUCGCCAAACACCCCGUACCAACACCACCAAGGAUAGUACCAAGGCACCGGAAGAGGCUGGCGAGGCGGUGGUCAUCUCCAAGCUGCUGGCGCAGCCGGGUGGAUUGAGCCAGCUCAACCGCGCUCGAGCGCGCACUCCACCACCACCCAAGCCGGCCCCCAACGCGCCGUUGCCCCCGACGCCACAGCCGAGCUUGCGAUGCGCAACGCCCGACUCGACGUAUAGCAGGAGCGAGUCUGCGCAUCGCCACCACGACUCGGUCAGCAGCAACUUGGCCGACUCCCCGCUGCCGCUUGUCGAAAAGCGCACGCACCGUCACACGCCUUCACCACCAACACGCAGCGCCGACGGCGUGCACGAUGCACUGGCGACCGACGAAGGCUACCUCGCCGUAUGCCGGUUCCUCUUCAGCUGCGUCAUCGACCACGUCGUCGUCGCCCUCCUCUGCCUCGAAUUCGGCGCCUCCUCCAUGCGGUUGUGUAUGGUAUUUGGGAGGUAUCCGCGCGAGGCACAUGCGGCGAGCAUCGCAGCGGCACACGUCGACAUGUUUGGAUCGUGCUGGUUCACGUUGCUCAAGACGGUCAACUCGAUGAAUCUGUUUGCGCCCUUUGUGCUGUUCCCCGCGUCGCACAUGAAGCUCGCCAGCAUCCUGGAGGGUGCUGGUGCGCAUCAUAGGAGAGCGAGGAGGUCGGAGGUGCCGGUGGAGAGUCAGGUCGUCGAGACAGCCGCGCGUGCAAGUCCACAGCCUGGGGAAGCUGGCGGCGUGGCGGGGUACGUAACCAUGGUGACGAAGUUUUUCCGUCCAGCUCGCCAAGGGAACGACGAACCGCCUUCGACCUCGACCGCGACAGAGCAAGCCACGCCCAACAGCGACGGGGAUCCAACACCCGCGUCGGCGGGGUCGCGUUUUGCAGCGUGGCGCGGGGCGGGUCUUGAACGCACCGACUCCAUCUCGGUCUCGUCGCACACCACCAUGCCUGCUCAUCGCGACCUCGUCCUCAACGCGCUAAUCUCGUCACGCGCACUUCCCAUUCAGGGCUUCUACUGCCACCCAACCCCACCGCCAUACGACGUGCAUCUCGAAUCCAACCCCUUCCGUCGAGACCGUCAGCGUAGCUACGACUCGCUCGCCUCGUGCACCUCCCCCCUCAGUGCCGAUUCGACCCAGACGCUCGAGGCAGUCAUCCGCACCGCCGUCCCCGUCAUCAUCGCCCAACCUCCCACCCCCGUCACAGCCCACCGCCCAAGGACAACAAGCUCCGUACGACUCAAGCGCCAGUGGUCCCUCCCCACCGCCAACGACGACGAGGUGGAGAUGACCACCUCGUUCGACUCGGAGACCUUCGGUCAGUGCCGCUCCAACUUUCAUUGA
Moesziomyces antarcticus is the source of this 2352-nucleotide messenger RNA. RefSeq lists its product as uncharacterized. The coding region runs from base 1 to 2352 and encodes 783 amino acids. The record is from RefSeq and is a predicted model, not a curated record. The transcript has 2 exons. NCBI's taxonomy places the organism in Eukaryota, Fungi, Basidiomycota, Ustilaginomycetes, Ustilaginales, Ustilaginaceae.